Molecule: messenger RNA, 3836 nt
Organism: Acanthopagrus latus (yellowfin seabream)
Lineage: Eukaryota; Metazoa; Chordata; Actinopteri; Spariformes; Sparidae
Gene: ppp1r16a
Product: protein phosphatase 1, regulatory subunit 16A
Exons: 11
Coding region: 929-2644 (571 amino acids)
Cellular component (GO): cytoplasm
Molecular function (GO): enzyme inhibitor activity; phosphatase regulator activity; protein binding
Source: RefSeq, a predicted model, not a curated record
GCCGGAGCAGGAGCAGCAGCAGGAGCAGGAGGAGCAGGAGGACAGCUCAACAGCUCAACUCAUUCAGUCUCACAGCCGCGGACCUGCAGCAGCCACUGACUGUCAGCUCAACAGAAGCCAAUAUCAUUGAGGAACAGAUCGUUGGAACCUUUGUACCCAGCUUAUCCUGUUGAAGACCUGCCAAAUGUUGCACCAACAACAACGACCAUGGGAUGUGUGAAUCCCGUCACUGUCUGCGUUAACUAAAGUUGGCCUGCAAACACUCCUUUUUUCUGUCAUUGCUUUGACCUUUUUUAACCUACCCUGUGCAUUUGUCCUUCACUGCCACAAUAUUCUUACUAUGUAUACUCAAAGACUCACACCUCUUGGAUACACUCGCCACCUCUUUGAUUCAGAAGCUCAGAUGGAGCAUCUAACAUGGAGAGCAGUUUGACUCUGCCUUUCUAGGACAGUAUUUUUUUGCUGUUACUCUCUUUCCUUCCUGUGAAUCAUUGGCCAAGCUACCCAGAGUUAAUAUGGAUGGGAGGACUGACAGUUGCUUACAAUCCAAAACUUGGAUGAUUAUGUUUUGGACACACCUUUCCUCCUUUUCGGCACGGUAAGAGUUAUCACCUGAAAGAUGGGAAAGAGACAUUGCAACUUAUCUACGUGUUGCUCACUUUUGAAAUCAUGGAGAUAUCCGCCACCUGAUCAUAUAAAAUAAGUUGUUUCGUUUCAUCACUCUUUGGACAUUUUUGAUUAUUUUUACAGAUAGAAUAAAGCAUCUUUUUGUCCUCUCUUGCAGGCCCUAACGUGGGCCUGUUUGACCUUAUAGAAGGACCUCUUUAAGAGGUGAAAUUUACGUUUGUAAACCUGAAACUUUUAGGUUUUAAUAUCCUCCUGGACUAAGAGAAACAAAGAGGAGCGAAACCUCGACUAUUGCGCUGACAUGGCAGCAGAGCACGGCGAGCUGCUGGCCGAGAUGGCCACGGUCGGCCGUCUGAGUGCCACUGAACGCCUGAAGCAUGCCCAGAAGCGUCGGGCUCAGCAGCUCAAAACCUGGGCGCAGAUGGAGAAGGAUGCGACACGAGGGUCAAGGGCCAAAGCGGAUAAGAAGAAGGCACGCACCACCAAAAUUAAAUUCCCCCCCGCCAUCACACUGCUCGAUGCAGCUGCGCGCAAUGAUGUGGAGGAAGUGAGGGAGAUGCUUAACAGUGGCGUCAGCCCAGAUCUGGUCAACGAGGAUGGACUGACAGCUUUACAUCAGUGCUGCAUUGAUGACUUUGUGGAGAUAGUGCAGUGCCUGCUGGAUGCUGGUGCCUGUGUGAACGCCUGCGACAGUGAGCUGUGGACACCGCUGCAUGCUGCUGCCACCUGUGGGCACACUGGAUUAGUGCAGCUCCUGAUUCAGGCUGGGGCUGACCUGCUGGCUGUCAACGCAGAUGGCAACAUGCCCUAUGACCUCUGUGAAGAUGAGGCCACCCUGGAGCUACUAGAGAUGGUUAUGGCUGAACAGGGGAUAACCCAGGACCGUAUAGAUGAGUGUCGUGGAGCUAAAGAGGCGGCCAUGCUGGUGGACAUUCAGGCUCUGGUUCAGAGUGGGGCAGAUUUAAACGCUCAGGACGAUAAUGGAGCGACACUGCUCCAUAUAGCUUCUGCAAACGGCUACAUAUCUGUGGCGGAGCUGUUGCUUGAGCACAGGGCUCAGGUGGAGGUGAAGGACUCUGACGGCUGGACACCGCUACAUGCAGCCUCCUGCUGGGGACAAAUCCAAAUGGUGGAACUGCUGGUGGCUCAUGGAGCCAGUUUAAACAGCAAGUCUAUCCUGGAAGAGACACCUCUGGAUGUGUGUAUGGAUGAAGAGGUCAGAGCCAAACUGAUGGACCUGAAGCACAAACACGAUGCCAUCAUGAAGAGCCAAGACCGGCAGAAGGGCACGCUGCAAAGACGAGCCUCUAGUACUGGCAGUCGAGGUAAGGUGGUACGUCGCGUCAGUGUGAACGAGCGCUCCAGUCUGUACAGGAGGGAGCACCACAAAGAGGCCAUGGUGUGGCAGGAGAGAGGCCGACAGCCAGAACCACAGGACGACGAUGAGGACAGACAAACGGACAAUGAGCUAAACCAGCAUGCAUCCAUGGCCACUGGUGGUGGAGCCACGUCAAGGUUAGAGGAGCUGGAGGCAGCAGACAGGAAAAUCGUGUCCAGCCUUGGUAAUGGAGGGACCUCUGUUUCUUUGUCCUCCUCUGUACCUGGAGAGCUGUGGAGUGGUGGAGGUCUGAUGGAGCGCAGUGCCUCCUACCAGCUCAGCUCUGCAUCCGGGUCUGGGUCUGGAGAGGGCGAGGGGGCGGACAGUAUGACUCGAGAGAAAUCACACCACACCCUGGCUGACCUGAAACGCCAGCGGGCAGCUGCCAAGCUCAAUAAGUACCCGGCACCUCCACCACCCCUGCCGCCUCCCUUAGAAGAAGAGCCGUCUGUCACAGUGCCCGAGGCAACAACCACUCAAGCCCAGCCAGAGCUCCAGAUGACCCCCAACAUAGAAGCGGGUGCCUCCCCGAGCCAGGUGUACUUCACCCCAGCUAGUGGAGAUCCUCCACUGCUGAAACUCAGAGCUCCUGAGGAGGAACAGUCUAACAACAAGGAGCCUUGCUGUGGACUGAUGUAGACAGUCUGACACACAUUAAGACAAGCACUGCCUGCAGAGAAGAGAAUCUGGGCAUGUUACACUCCAAAGUGGCAAAAACCUUUCAAAAUGUUUGAAAUCAGUGAAGACUGUAGGUUAAGGCCACAUGCCAAUGAGGGUUUGAUCUACACUGCACCCUUUGCUGAUUAUCAUGAAAACAGACUUUACAUUAUAGGUCCAAGCAUUUCCUGUUGCUCCUUCUCAUUUAGGGACUGAAUGAGAACUACAGAUUCCAGUGUUGCAAUCACAAGCAAGUACUUUCUUUAUUCAGUCUUCCUUCAUUAAUUUACUCAUUACACUACUCAACCACUGUAGAUUGAUGUUUCCUUGAAAAGCCUUAGAAUCAUGUAAAAGCUGAAUGAAAUUUGAUUUGAGAGCUUGAGAUGAUUUGUUUUAAAUGAAGAAUGAGGUUCUAUUUUCAUUACUGAGUGCUAUCAACGGGUACGUGAUCAAGGUUUGCAUAGAUUUAUAUAAUAAACAAAAGGUUUUUGGAGGAGUUGGAAGAUCGUUUGGUUGUUUGAUGGUUUCAAACGUUGACACUGAAUUGAAAUGUGUAAACAAGGACUAUUUCCUUGCUUGAUUUUUUUUCUUGGACUGAAAAUAUGUAUCUUUUGUAACUUUUCCAGUGCACAAACAGCCCACAUUUCAAUAUUUGUAAAGCUGCAAUUUGUAAAUUAUGAUUGUAUCUAAAAGAAUGUGAGCUAAUCUAUGUUUAAAUCAGCCCAUCAUUAUCACUUCUAGAUUUCCAUUUUUCUGUCAGUAUUUCUAUUUUUCCAUCCUCUGAAUGGAAUCACAUUAUUUAUUCUAUCUGAUGAUGAAUAUGGCGUUUGCUGUAAAGUUCUUGGACCAUUUUUUUAAGAUGAAAGUGUGAAGGUAAGAUAUUUAUCAAAGAGGAUGAUAUAUAAUUUCAUUUUAAGCUUGUCAUAUGAUUAUUUGUCAAAGGUUGGUGCCUUGUUUAGGUGGCAGGUUUGAUAUACUGUAGGUUUGCAAUGCUUGCACACAAAGUCCCACAUGUUAGUUUGGUGAGUGGUGGGAUCAAAUAAUCUGAUGCAGACUCCAACUUGACGUGCUGUCAAUGCACUCCAAUUUCUGUAUUGCAUUUCAGUUUUGUUAGUGAUUUUUACUGAGCCCUGUUUAGAAAAACAAAAUAUAAAAAUAUGUUUUCACAAAUUAA